UAGACUGAUGGAAACAAUGCAGAUAGAGGUUUUAGAUAGAAGAUCUUGACUCCCUUUGUUAUAAUUCUUCUCAAAAUUUCACUCAAUUCUCAACCUCAGUAACAAAAGUUGUCCUUAACUAUCACCAAAGGAGAAGUCUAACACUAAAAUUUCUGUGAUCACUACUUAAAUUCCUUCAUCAGAAUUCCACUAAACCCUUAAAUAUAGCUCAAAAUGAGAAAGAACAAAGAGUAUUUUCUAAACUAUAGAGAAACAGAUAUUUUUCCUGCGACAGAAAUGAGUGUACAACUUUACCCAAGAAUUCAGAAAAAGAAAGGAAGAUGGACUUUUGAAGAACACCAAACCUUCGUCAACUGCUUAAAGAGAUAUGGGAAGAACUGGGAUAUUCUUGAUGAAAUGAUCCCGACUAGAACUAGCAUCCAGAUCAGGUCUCACUGACAGAAAUAUUUCGACCAGAUCAAGAAAGACUACAAGACAGAUGAUCCGAUGGAAUUUGUGCUACAGAAUAUGUGAGAUGCCUCUCCUUUGUACCAAUUUGAACUUCCUAAAGAAGACCAGUUACAGAGUAAUUCUUUGAUGGGUGAUAUCACAGAAGAGAAUAAUAGGUAUCUAGCCAAUAAUAAAAAGAGAGAUCUAAAGAAAGCUCAAAAGAGUAUCCAAGAAUCACUGCCUUCAACUAUUAGCAAGGAUAAAAGCUUCCAGAAGUGUGAUGAGUCAUAUUCCAUGACUAAGCUGUUCAAGAUAGAGACUAUUUAAGAAAAAGUCUAAAAUUUUACCAAUGAAGAAUUUUUGUUCAAGUAAUGAUGCCAGGGAAGAAUUUGCCAAGCCUAAGAGAAAGCCAAAACAAAAGAGUGAUAAUUCUGAAUUUAAUGUAAAGAAAGGAUGUAGCUUACUAGUUCUCAAUCAAGGAAGAGCAAUCCUACAAGCUGAAAGAAUAGAGUCUUCAAUUCCUUUGAAAUGCAAAAGUCUUAAUGGAAAAUUUAAUCUAGUUCUUCCUAAUUAUCCAUGCCAGAUCCAGAUUAUGCCUUUGAAUCAACCAAAAGAGUCUAUGAAUCCUGAAUCAAUUCAGAGUCAGACUGUUUGGGAGACUAAUCAAGCAAAGAUACAAACAAACAAGUUUGAUUCUUUUGGAGCUAAUACAGCGAAUACUACUGAUCUAUCCAACCCAAGAGUAUUCCUACCCCAAGAAAAUGCUAAAAAUCAUCUAAUGACACAAAGAAUUGGUCUCCAAAGACAUAUUCCUUAUCAUUCAAAUACCAAAAAAUAAAAAUAUACAGAGAUGAUGUAAAUCUCCAGGAGAAGAUUCUUAAUCAUAUUAUUUUCAUUGUAACAAAAUUGUAGAC
This is a messenger RNA of Moneuplotes crassus, 1343 nucleotides long. The record is from the annotation of a GenBank genome assembly. NCBI's taxonomy places the organism in Eukaryota, Ciliophora, Spirotrichea, Euplotida, Euplotidae.